AUGUGGGCCCGAAGUGCUCAUCUCUCCCAAGUGGCCUUAGCCUGCAGGAAGAAGAGGGCAACAUGGCCGCAGGCCCUGCAGAUUUGGGCGCAGAUGGCUGAGAGCCCGGAUGCGGCGGCCUUGGGUGCCCUGAUCUCCACCUGUGCCGAAGGUUGGGCCUGGCCAGUGACCCUCGAGUUGCUCGAGGUGGCGCGGGGCCUCCCGCGAAGCUACCUGGAUGACCGCCCCUUAGCCGACACCGUCAUGUACAACGACACCAUGUCCGCCAGCAUGAAGUCGCAGCAGUGGCAGCUGGUGUUGACCCUUUUCUCACAGCAACGGAGCGCGCCGCCCUUGUCUGGCCGUGGUCCGAAUGUCGGAUCCUACGCCAUUGCACUCAAGGCUUGCGAGCAAGGCCGGGGCUGGUCCUUGGGCGUGCAACUCUUGGAGGACAUGCGUCUCGGCCGUGAAGCCCAACGUGGUGACCUACAAUACCUUCAUCAGCCUCUGUGGGCAGGUUCAGCGUUGGCCCGAGGCGCUGGGAACCUUUCAUCGGCUACUUGA
Molecule: messenger RNA, 543 nt
Organism: Durusdinium trenchii
Lineage: Eukaryota; Dinophyceae; Suessiales; Symbiodiniaceae
Source: the annotation of a GenBank genome assembly